Messenger RNA from Kalmanozyma brasiliensis GHG001, 576 nucleotides. RefSeq names its product NEFA-interacting nuclear protein NIP30, N-terminal. NCBI's taxonomy places the organism in Eukaryota, Fungi, Basidiomycota, Ustilaginomycetes, Ustilaginales. The coding region runs from base 1 to 576 and encodes 191 amino acids. The record is from RefSeq and is a predicted model, not a curated record. The transcript has a single exon. Gene Ontology annotation, cellular component: nucleus.
AUGUCCAAAUCGGUCUCGUCGCGCUUCGUCUCGGCCUCGGACCCCAACUCCACCGUCACCUCAACCGAAGAGUACGACCCUCGCUCGCUGUACGACAAGCUCGCCUCCCAAAAGCAGGCCAAGGACGAGGCGCUCGAUGAAAAGUACAAGCUGGCCAACCAGUUCAGGGGCAUUGAUGAGGGCGAGAGCGAGUUUCUGGUUCAGGUGGCGGGUGAAAGGAGAGAGGAAGAGAGGGAGAGGCUGAGGAGGGAAAGGGAGGAGAUGGAGGGGUUCAGAGCUGCUAGAGCUGCGGACGGUGGGAAAGGCGUCAAGCGCGCUGUGGAGGAGACCAAGGGGUUGGUUGGCGAAAAGCCGGAUACAGCAACAACAACAGGUCUGGCAAAGAAGGCCGAGGAGAAGAGCGAGAGCAAAGAGGGAGCGAUCGUUACUGGUGCGGUGAAGAAGAAGAGGAAGGCCGGUGCGUCCGCGUUGGGCAUCGUCAGGAAGAAGCCGGCAACCCAGGUCGACGAAAGCUCGAAAGCUGCAGCUGCAACACCAAGAUCGAGCGCACCCAGCACCGAGGCCAAGAAAACAUGA